Syngnathus typhle (broad-nosed pipefish) is the source of this 2432-nucleotide messenger RNA. It is a transcript of the gene lrwd1, whose product is annotated as leucine-rich repeats and WD repeat domain containing 1. Gene Ontology annotation, biological process: chromatin organization; establishment of protein localization to chromatin. The transcript is spliced from 16 exons. Gene Ontology annotation, molecular function: protein binding; chromatin binding. The record is from RefSeq and is a predicted model, not a curated record. Gene Ontology annotation, cellular component: nuclear origin of replication recognition complex. Lineage: Eukaryota; Metazoa; Chordata; Actinopteri; Syngnathiformes; Syngnathidae. The coding region runs from base 136 to 2160 and encodes 674 amino acids.
GAUACGUGAUGCAAUUUAGAUACGAAAAGCCCAUUCUGUUAUUUUGGCCAAUUGAAAAAAAAUAAAACGUGAGUUAAGCCACGCCCACCGGAAAUACGUCUUACCCCGGGGAAGUUUUGUUGUGCUGUGGGGUCCAUGUGCUGUUUGCAUAUCCAAGAAACAAUGGUGACAAUAACAGAGAAGCUUCUACUGGAGAAAGGCUCGCCAAAAACAAAGAGACUCACGGCGAUCAAGACACUCAAUCUCUCCAAGCUCGGACUGACAUGUCCAGACUUGCCGGUCAAGCUGCUGUCCCGUCUUCGGUCCUUGGAGCGCUGGGAUCUUUCUGGGAACAGAUUACAAAAGUUCCCCAAAGGCUUAGAGCUACCCAAGCUGCGCUUCUUGGACCUCAGCGACAAUCAGAUGGAGGACGUCACCUCUUUGGCGUCUCUGCGCAGCCUGGAGGAGGUCAAGAUGGAGGACAACCUUUAUAUUACCGUGAGUGACAAUUACAAGCUAAUGACGCUGCUGCCCAAAUUGCGGAGUUACAACGGUAAAGACAUCACCAGUACCGCCAACCACGUGCGCUUCGUGUUCACCGAGAACCUGAGAACCAGGAUCAAUGCCUUGUGGCUGAGGAGUUACAACCACCCAGACCCUCUUGCGCCUGAGAAAACGGCCGUUCUGGAGGAGGACUUUGUUAACGCGGCGCAGAAGCAGGUCAAAUAUGGACCCAGUUCAGUCAGCGACUUCACAAAAUGGAAGGUAGAAAUCAUGGCCAGGGAGCAUCUGCGAUCCCUCACGGAACCCGAGGAGGACGUGUCGAACAAGACCAAUGUUUCGAUCCCCGCAAAAAGGAAGCCGGCCCCGGUGCUGAUGGAUGACGAUUUGCGACUGACUCCUCGCAAGAGGGCGCAAUCGGAUCCCUCCUUGACUGAGAGACCGGGAGAGGCCGCCGGUGAGGGAACCGCCAAGAGUGGAGUGAAGGAGAAGACGAGGGAUGAGGCCACGAAGAGCAUUAACAAGAUGCAGCCGGUGUGCCUGCAGCCUCUUCAUGUCCUGCAAUGCCACAGCAAGGAGGACACCCCGCAAGAUUUCUCCACUCAGCUUUGGGACUGCGCCUUCCAACCUCAGCCUGACUUCUCUGGAAGUCGCUUGGUUGCCACGUGCGGUGGAGACUCUCUGUGCGUGAUUGAGUGUGAGACCGGUGCAGUGAUGAAGAAAUACAGAGUGGCUGGGGAGGAGUUCUUCUCGCUAGCCUGGUCCACGGUGCUGAUGUCCCGAGGGGGUGGAGCCUUGGCACAGCCCGUCAGCAUCCUGGCGGCAGGUGGAAAGCGAGGAUUGGUCAAGCUGAUCCACCCCCACUGCAACGUAGCCUACGGCGAGUUACGGGUGAGCCGCAAGGCCUUGUCCGUCCUCCGCUUCGACCCCCGGCAGGGCAACUUCCUCUUCACGGGCUGUUACGACAACAGGAUCGUGCUGUGGGACAUCGGGGGGCUCGACAGCGAGUACAAGUUUAAAGCGCUGCAGCUGGUGGCGUUGGAGAGUGUCUCCACGCCGCUGCACAUCUGCCUGCCGCCCAGUGGACCCGACUCACAAUUGCUGGCGGCGUGCGAGGACGGCCUGCAUCUCUACGACGCCAUGCCGGCUCCCGCCAAGAGGUCUGAUGGAAUGGAGAUCACCUUCCCUAUUUACGAGAAGGAAGACAUAGAGCACAACUACCGCACCGUGGAUGGCAUCGCUUUCCUUGCCGGCGACGUCGUAGCCUCCAAGAACUUCACGCACGACUGCAUCUAUUUAUGGAGCUGGAGCCAGACGCGAUCUCAGCGGCCCAACGAGAGCGGGCGCGUGCGUGCUGUGGUGCUAGCCAAGCUGCGCUGGGCCCAAACGGAGAUUCCUUACCUGGCGCUCAACACCUGUCCCGGUCGAUCGUACGUCGUGUGCGGCGACCACGAAGGCAAGCUGUGGACGUAUCACGUGGCUGAUGUCGAGAAGGAGCAUUUCCACGGCGAGGAGCCCGUGGAGCCCACUGAGGUGCUUCGGUGGCCCGCCCCUGUACGCGAGGGUCUCUGUUGGGGGGAGGGCCCCUCCAUCAACAGCGUGGCCAUGGACCCAGACCUCUGGUACCUGGUGGCCCUCAGCGACAAGAAUGUGGUGACGGUGUGGAAGAGGGCGGCCUGAGCAAUGGCACACAACCUUUGACGACUUUGUGCGAUUGACCGCUGCUGUUCUUUGGCUUGAGUUCCUAAAUGAAAGAGGUCGGUAAUGACACGUAAUGCUACACUACUGCAGUUUGCAAACAUGCAGACCGCUUCUGCGAGCAAGCACACAUUUUACUCAUUGUAUUUCCCCCCCUACUUCCUCCCUCAUAAUCUGACCACAAGAUCCUUUUUGACGUUGACUGUAAAUCUUGUCCGUGGCGCAACAUUAAAGACGAACCGAUGAUUGUGUGA